GAAACACUAUUUUUUUAUAAUUGACGUCAUAUCAGAGGAUUUAGGUCGGCAACCAAUAAAACGCAAGCUGUAAGUUUGUCAACUACACCCCGAUCAUAUGAUCAAACUGAAAAUGUCUGACAUUUCAAAGGAUAUUGGAACAAUUUGGAAUCGACUGUUUGACCACAAGAGCUUUCUAUGCGGAGAAAUUCAUUUCACGUUACAGGAAUUCGAGCUCAAAAGGGGUGAAACAGAAGUGGAUAAUUUGUUCAAAGUUAUAGAAAACAUCACCGAUAUUAAAGACACCGAGAUUGGUCGCUUCAAGCAGACUGUUGAUCAAGUGCUACCUCAAACUAACAACGAAUUGCAACAAGCGUUAAGUGUGUGCAGCUGCUUUGCUGAGUUGGAAAACAAAUUCAAAGAGUGUGAUCAUUUGGAGGCAGCUAAGCAACAGAGAAAAGAGGAUUGGGAAAGUUUUAUGGACUAUAUUACCACAACAUACUCCGAAAUCAAUUCCCUGACCGAAAGUAAGGAGGAAAACCUUCAGAAGAUCUAUUUGGAAUUGGAAAAGAAAUUACGUCUUUAAAACGAUGAACACUGGACCAAUAACCAACCCUUCUAUUCAUAUAAAACCAUCAAAGUCACUCUGUG
Molecule: messenger RNA, 630 nt
Organism: Tribolium castaneum (red flour beetle)
Lineage: Eukaryota; Metazoa; Arthropoda; Insecta; Coleoptera; Tenebrionidae
Product: biogenesis of lysosome-related organelles complex 1 subunit 5-like
Exons: 4
Coding region: 98-565 (155 amino acids)
Cellular component (GO): transport vesicle; BLOC-1 complex
Source: RefSeq, a predicted model, not a curated record